Messenger RNA from Pisolithus orientalis, 631 nucleotides. RefSeq names its product ribosomal L27 protein-domain-containing protein. NCBI's taxonomy places the organism in Eukaryota, Fungi, Basidiomycota, Agaricomycetes, Boletales, Pisolithaceae. The coding region runs from base 46 to 480 and encodes 144 amino acids. The record is from RefSeq and is a predicted model, not a curated record. Gene Ontology annotation, molecular function: structural constituent of ribosome. Gene Ontology annotation, biological process: translation. The transcript has 5 exons. Gene Ontology annotation, cellular component: mitochondrial large ribosomal subunit; ribosome.
CCUUUUUCCAUUUCAGGAGUCUGUGGUCCCCGCUUGACACCAGCCAUGUUUCUUCCGCUCGUCCUGCAGGUCAACAGGAGUCCAUUCUCUCUUCUUGGGUCUGUUCGGACUGCCACAAAGCGUGCUGGAGGCACCGUACGCAACCAUGGAGGUUCACCGGGAAAACGCCUGGGCUUGAAGAAGUUCUCAGACCAACAUGUCAUACCUGGCAACAUAAUCGUGCGACAAAGAGGCACACAGUUUCAUCCUGGUCAAAACGUGAAGAUGGGACGUGACCACACUAUUUAUGCCACUGCACCGGGCUUUGUCCGCUUCUACAAGGAAAAAUGGAUGAGCAGUGACCGCAAAUUCGUCGGUGUCGUCCUCGAUCGGGGCGAGAAGCUACCAAGAGACGAAGCCGUAUUAGGCCGCAGUCGAUACUGUGGACUGGUCAAUCUUGGACCAGCAAAAAGUGGCCAAUCAUCGCCAGCUCAUUUGUGACCGAAGUAACUGUAGACUCGUGCUGCCGCUCUCGACACCUACAUAUAACUUGGCUAGUGCUCCCAAACUAAUACACACCGCAUACUCGAUGCAUUCAUGUAUACCGCAGAUCUUCUCUUCAGAGAAACGGUGAAUCCAGUAUCUACUGCUG